UGGUCUUAGAGUUGUUGUCAUCUUUGAAAGCUACAGUCAAGCCAGAAGUCAUGUCGUUCGUCUAUACCUUUGAGGGUUAUGAACUGAAUGAAACCAUCUACAACAUUAACACGACCUACAUUCCGGAUCUAGAGAACAUAGCAUGCGUGACAGGAGCUCUGUCUCCCACAGCAGCUGUGACCCUGUGUGUCGUCCUCAUUGCCAUCUUUUUACUGGCAAUACCUGGGAACCUGUUGGUGGGAUGGGUGAUCGGGACCAGCAGACAGACGCUGACUCCAUCGGAUGUGUACCUGUUUAACUUGACAAUAGCAGAUGGUCUGAUGGCCCUGACCCUACCGUUCUGGGCCGCUGCAACCAUCGAAGGAUGGGUCUUUGGAGACUUCCUUUGCAAGUUCCUCAGCCUCAUCAGAGAAGCAAACUUCUACACCAGCAUCCUCUUUCUGGCCUGCAUUAGCAUCGACCGUUAUCUUGUGAUAGUGCGCGCCAGUGAGAGCCUCCGGAGUCGUCAGAAGAUGUGCAGCCGGAUCCUCUGUGCAGCGGUUUGGGCCCUCGGUGGGGCCCUCGCUCUGCCUGCGCUUUUCAACCAAGUCUCCGAGCUACCUGACUCAGAGGGGAUGAUGUGCCAAGAAAACUUCCACCUCGGCGACGCGUCCUUAUGGAGGAAUUUCACUCGCCGGUUUCGCCACAUUUUUGGCUUCUUUCUCCCGCUGGGUGCCAUGAUAGCCUGCUACAGCGUCACCAUCGCCAGGCUGCUGCGCACUCGAGGUUUCCAGAAGCACAGGGCCAUGAAGGUGAUCAUAGCCGUGGUGAUUGCGUUUCUUCUGUGCUGGACGCCAUAUCACGUCGUCCUGAUAGUGGAAACACUCCUGAGGGCUGAAGUGAUACACUAUGACUGCGCUUUGAGGAAAUCAGUGGACAGGGCUUUGGCUAUAACUCAAAACCUGGCUCUGUCCCACAGCUGCAUCAACCCUGUCCUCUACGCCUUCGUGGGAGUGAAGUUCAGGGACAAAAUGACUCGACUUCUCCCGUGGAAAGCCAGACAGGAGCGGAUGUCGGGGUCAAAGUUCAGCAGGUCGACAUCUCAGACCUCAGAAAACAUCGGAGCUGUUCUUUGACAUCGAUCAGUGUUCACUCCCAUUUAAAAAAAAAUAUAUUUUUAUGAUUGUGUUUUUUCCCUUUUUUGUCUUUAAACAAGAAACGAAGUUAUUUCCAUCUGAAAUUUGGAUAAUCUUUGAUUAGAAGUAUAGCCUGUAGCAAGUAUUUUCAUGUAGUCUCUAAUUUUGAUUUAUGGUACACUGCUGCCAUCUACUGUUCUCUACAUCCACUGGUGAAGCCUCUGAUUUGAUGACAUUUAUUUUCAUUUUUUCCUCAUUAUUUCCAUUUUCCAUGCUCAGGAGGAGACCAGCGUUAUAAUUCUGUAAAUGCUUUUUUAAUGUUUUUUAAUCUUGGAGUGCAUGUAUUUUAAAUAGGUCUAUACAAUAGGUACCCCCGAUGCAAGCCUUCACUCUGACACUGUUAUCAUAAUCCAUCUGAUGUUUCUGUUUUUUUAUAGCUUAUACUGUAUAUGUUGAAAAUGUUUUAUAAACUG
Messenger RNA from Etheostoma cragini (Arkansas darter), 1588 nucleotides. RefSeq names its product C-X-C chemokine receptor type 2-like. Gene Ontology annotation, cellular component: membrane. Gene Ontology annotation, molecular function: C-X-C chemokine receptor activity. The record is from RefSeq and is a predicted model, not a curated record. The coding region runs from base 51 to 1115 and encodes 354 amino acids. Lineage: Eukaryota; Metazoa; Chordata; Actinopteri; Perciformes; Percidae. The transcript is spliced from 2 exons. Gene Ontology annotation, biological process: neutrophil chemotaxis; immune response; G protein-coupled receptor signaling pathway.